This is a messenger RNA of Yarrowia lipolytica CLIB122, 1677 nucleotides long. RefSeq lists its product as uncharacterized. Gene Ontology annotation, cellular component: fungal-type vacuole membrane. NCBI's taxonomy places the organism in Eukaryota, Fungi, Ascomycota, Dipodascomycetes, Dipodascales. Gene Ontology annotation, molecular function: alkaline phosphatase activity. Gene Ontology annotation, biological process: dephosphorylation. The record is from RefSeq and is a predicted model, not a curated record.
AUGGAUCAAAAAACCGACUCGCGCGAGUAUCUCGACGGGUUCAAGGCCGGCCAGAAGGUGGCGUACGAGCGGCUCUACUGGCGACGAAUCCUCGUGCUGUUUGGAGGUCUGGCCAUGGUGCUGGGUUUCUUUGGCUAUAAAGGAUACGCUGUCAAUGACGUACUUGACCUGGAUCUGUCCAUGUCGCGAGCCGACUCUGUCAACGACAAUCCCCUUGUUUCUCCUCUGUCCAAGCCCAAGAAAAACGUCAUCUUCAUGGUCACCGAUGGUAUGGGACCUGCUUCCGUUUCUCUGGCCCGAACCUACCGACAGUACGUCCAGGGACUGGCCUACAACAACACCCUGACCAUCGACAAGCACUUUAUUGGCUCGUCGCGAACCCGAUCCAGUGACUCCCCCGUCACUGACUCUGCCGCUGGUGCCACCGCCUUCUCCUGUGGUGCCAAGUCCUACAACGGAGCAAUCUCCGUCACCCCCGACUAUAAGGCCUGUGGCAGUGUUCUCGAAGCUGCCAAGCGACAAGGUCUCAAGACCGGACUGGUGGUGACCACUCGGAUCACCGACGCGACCCCUGCUUGUUUCGGAGCCCAUGUUGCUCACCGGUCUCAGGAGGACGAGAUUGCUGACCAGCUGCUGGGCUACGCUACUCCCCUCGGCCGUUCUGUCGACUUGCUCAUGGGUGGCGGACGAAUCCAUUUCACAACCAAGGGCCGACAGGAUGGCCGUGAUCUGAUUGCUGAAGCCCAGAUCGACGGGUUCCAAUACAUUGCCAACCGAAAGGAGUUUGACGAGCUCGAUACUUCCAACGCCACCCUACCCCUUCUCGCUCUCUUCACCGACUACGACAUGCCCUACGAGAUUGACCGAGUCCCCGAGCAGUUCCCCUCUCUCAAGGAGACCGCAAUCUCUGCCCUUGAGAUUCUUCACCAGGAGACCAAGGACUCCGACGAGGGAUUCUUCAUCAUGAUCGAAGGUUCUCGAAUUGAUCACGCCGGCCACCAGAAUGACCCCGCUGCUCAGGUCAGAGAGGUUAUGGCAUUCGACGAGAUGUUUGCUGCCGUCGUUGACUUUGCCGAUUCUCUUGACACCGAAACCAUCAUUGUCUCCACCUCCGACCACGAGACUGGAGGCCUGGCUAUCGCUCGACAGGUCCAGGCUGAGUACCCCGAGUACGUCUGGUACCCCGAGGCUCUUGCUGCUGCACAGCACUCUGGAGAGUACAUUGCUCGAAAGCUGCAGGCGUUUGCUCGACCCGACCACCCUUCCGAGGCCUCUGGCUCGAAGCUGGAGAAGUUCGUCAAGCGAGAGAUCCUCGAGAACGAUCUUGGAGUCAAGGACUACACCAAACAGGAGGUCAAGGCUCUGAUUAGAAACCGGGCUGACCCCAUUGACACCAUUGUCGACAUUGUUUCUCGACGAUCCCAGACGGGCUGGUCUACGCACGGCCACUCCGCCGUCGAUGUCAACAUCUACGCUCACUCCAACAAGCAGAGCGGUCUCGACAAGUUGGAUGCUCUGCGAGGAAAUCACGAGAACAUUGAGAUUGGUCAGUUUCUGGCCAAGUACCUGGAGGUGGACGUUGCUCGAGUGACGGAGAUUCUCGAGGACCUUCCCGUUCGUGUUCAGCACGUUGAGGAGAUUGAUGACUGUGACCAGUACCAUCAUGGUUUGUAUUAA